Molecule: messenger RNA, 1592 nt
Organism: Dendroctonus ponderosae (mountain pine beetle)
Lineage: Eukaryota; Metazoa; Arthropoda; Insecta; Coleoptera; Curculionidae
Product: seipin-like
Exons: 6
Coding region: 197-1207 (336 amino acids)
Biological process (GO): lipid droplet organization; lipid storage
Cellular component (GO): endoplasmic reticulum membrane
Source: RefSeq, a predicted model, not a curated record
GUUUAUUUUGCUGUACACCAACCUAACCUAUAUCGCUUCACUGAAACUUGACCCAAGGUUCAAACGUUAACAAGGAUUUUUUGAGAUAUAAUUAUGAACUUAUCGAAAAACUAAAGUCCAAUUACAAAACGCUAUCAUGCAUUUAGAUAAGUUCACUUGAAUUUGGUUACUUUUUCAGGGGGUGUCAACACACGGAAUGACAACGAUUUCUGGUUUGGUGAGAAGUGUUUUCCAGCUGGGCCCCCGGGGUUUUAUAAGGCAGAGGCUGAAAUUACCCCUCAUCAAAUUUAUUCAUGAUACCGUUAGUAUUUAUAAAAGCCGAACGCAAACGGGAGUAAACAACGUUAAAGAUGUGUUAAUAAAGGGCACUAUUAUAGCUUUAAUUACAUCAAUACUAGUAUGGCUUUCGAUUCUCAUGUAUAUGGCAUUUUAUUAUGUAUAUGUGCCUAGCCUUAAACAUGAACGACCGGUAUUUCUGAAAUUCAAACCUUGUGGGGCAACCUAUGAUUGCAAAGAGAAGCCCGGUAUGUGCACUUUUCCUGCCGCCCAUGUGCAGUUAACUUCAAAACAGCAAAUUCUUAUGAUGGGACAACCUUAUAAAGUGCAUUUAGAGCUGGAAAUGCCGGAAUCUCCAGUGAACAGAGAAUUAGGCAUGUUUAUGGUUUGUGUCGAUUUCAAAUCGCACGAUGGGUCAACGUUGGCCAACUCCUGCAGGUCUACAAUGCUGCACUACAAAAGCAUCUUUCUAGAUACGUUAUAUAAAGUCGUUUUUAUGCCGUUUUUUAUUUUCGGAUCUAGUGAAGAAAAGCAGAUAGUCCAUGUAGAGUUGUUUUCCGACUACGAGGAAUCACAGUAUAAGCCAGUCACUGAUAUUUACGUGGAAGUGCAAUCAAAACGCAUAGAAAUUUAUUCAGCUAAAUUUUCAGUAAAUGCGGAAUUUUCGGGGCUGAGAUAUGUCAUGUUCAACUGGCCAGUUUUAUCUGCCGCUCUAGGAAUAACAGCUAAUUUAUUUUUUAUUGCUCUGUCCUGCCUAAUGAGCUGGUAUCAGCUGAUCAAUUCAGAAGAAUAUCGCAGCUACAUUGACUCCGAUAAAAGCCUGAAUGUGUUACUUGAAUCUGAUUCUGAUACAUCUAACACGGAUGAAGAUGAAUCCAGUUCCCCCACACUCAGGAAACGGGGAAAAGUGGAAAUUGAACAACUGCAUUAAAACAGUUCUUAUUGAUCGGAUAAAGAAAAGUCAAAUAAGGACAAUAGCCAAUCGUCGUAACUAUUUUCCUCAAUCAUACCUCGGUCCUCAUCCUACAGUUUGACCGAUUUUGCCUCUUGAAACGACUCAAUCAUAAGCAUGCGGGAGUUAAAAAUACUCCAAAAGCGUAUAAGCUUUUAGACUCCCAUCUAGAUUAGCAACUGAAAAACUUUAGUUAGCUUUAUUUUUGCAAUGGACUUGCUUCAGUCCAUUAUAGACAAGGUAUUUUUGUUAUUUAAUUUUAAUAAACAGACUGGUUCAACUAAUGUGUGUUGGUUUAUAUAAUAUAAAUAUUACAAACAAUGUUCAUCAUUUGCAAUAAAGUAUUCUCGCAGUUUGUUUCAAA